This is a messenger RNA of Colletotrichum lupini, 156 nucleotides long. RefSeq lists its product as uncharacterized. The coding region runs from base 1 to 156 and encodes 51 amino acids. The record is from RefSeq and is a predicted model, not a curated record. The transcript is spliced from 2 exons. NCBI's taxonomy places the organism in Eukaryota, Fungi, Ascomycota, Sordariomycetes, Glomerellales, Glomerellaceae.
AUGCAGGUCAACAUUUUCUCCAUCUUCGCGGUUAUGAGCGCUCUCGUCGCAUCUUCUCUGGGUUUCCUUCGUGCCAUCGCAGAUAACGAUGGCCUCGACCCAUCCUGGCCGACAAAUUACUUGUAUAACAGGCGAUUGUACUGUUGGAAGCAGUGA